Molecule: messenger RNA, 459 nt
Organism: Sphenostylis stenocarpa
Lineage: Eukaryota; Viridiplantae; Streptophyta; Magnoliopsida; Fabales; Fabaceae
Source: the annotation of a GenBank genome assembly
AUGACAGACCUUGAUGCCUAUAAGGUUUCUGUUGGUUACUUCAUUUCUGAUCUAGGGACGAUAUUAUGGUUUUUUCCUUCUCUUGGUGGAUAUGAGUAUGUGAUUCAUCAUCUGUUGUCUUUAGUAGCAGUAGCAUACUCAAUGUGUAGUGGGGAAGGACAGCUUUACACGUUCAUGGUCCUGAUCUCUGAGACAACUACUCCAGGGAUCAAUUUGAGAUGGUAUCUUGAUGUAGCUGGAAUGAAAAAGUCCAAAGCUUAUCUCAUCAAUGGGAUUGUAAUAUUCAUUUCUUGGCUGGUUGCCAGAAUACUUCUCUUCUUUUACAUGUUUUACCACGUUUACUUGCACUUUGAUCAGGCUGAGAUUCCUAGCCACGCGCCAUCAUGCACUCAACCUUUUUGCACAUUCGCCUCGUGCGUGGGGUCCAUGCACUAUUCUUCUCUCAUCAGAUCCCCUUAG